CCAUAAAAUACAAAAGACUUCUAAAAUUAUCGUAUAAAUAUCCAAGAUUGUCGUCUAAAUACCUAGUAGUUAGAACCAGGUCUGGAUAGAUAAUAAUUUGAAAUAAAAUGGAGCGAAGGUCUGAAGUGGUUUAUAAAAGUGUUUGUGAGAAUGCAGAUGGGAAACUUCUAUCGAAGAAAGAAGAUGAACCACAAAGAAGAAAUAGAACCUUUCUGUAUCUUUCAGCAGUCAUAGCUAAUUUAUUUAUGUUCAGCAUAUCGACCCUAUCCAGUUGGUCUUCAUCGGCAAUAGAAAAAUUAACCGCAAAUAGUUCAGAUAUCAAUCCAUUGGGAGAACCAAUAACAGCAGUACAAGAAUCAUGGAUAGCCUCUUUACUGCCACUAGGAGCAGUAGUUGGCCCGCUUCUUUCUGGAAAGCUCUGCGACACACUAGGAAGAAAGAAGACUCUACUAAUAAUGGCAGUUCCAAACAUCAUUUCUCUGUUAACAAUAUGUUAUGCAAGAAGCAUAACUAUUUUUUAUAUAUGUAGGUUUAUAAAUGGUCUUAUCACAGGAAUGGCAUUCGCUAUUACACCUGUGUAUCUUUCAGAAAUCUCGGAAGUGAACAACAGAGGAGCCAUCUCAACCUUGCAGGGGAUCUUCAUGAACGCAGGGGUCUUGUUUAGUUUUUUGUUAGGACCGCUCUGUUCUCUUAAGCUUCUAACGUUUCUGUGUGCCUUACCUGCAAUUUUGUUUAUUAUUUUAUUUGGUAUAUUCAUCCCAGAAACGCCAGUAUUUCUAGUAUCUGUGCAUAAGGAAGAUAAGGCAAAGGAAGCUCUGAAAAAAUUGAGAAUGACAAAGAACGUUAAUGAUGAGUUUAAAGGGAUAUUAUCUUCAUUUCAAGCUUCAAAUCAAAAAGAACAAGGUGCUUUGGAGGUAUUUAAAGAUGUUGGAUCUAGAAAAGCUCUGAUUAUAAUCAUAGGAUUAAUGUUUACUUGUCAAUGUUCUGGAGUUAAUCCAGUCGUAAGUUAUCUUGAUACUAUUUUUAAAGAGUCUGGUUCUACCCUACCACUCUACUUUUUAACAAACGCAGUGGGAGUUAUACAAAUUGUCGGAAAUUGCAUUUCGGUGGCACUAAUAGAGAAACUAGGCAGGAAAAUUCUAAUUUUGACAUCGACAGUAGGUGUUUUAAUGACCGAAAUUACACUUGCAGUUUACUUUUACCUCAAACAUGUUCAACAAUACAAUAUGGAUGGGAUGUCUUGGUUACCAGUUACUAGCACAAUUACCUUCAUCUUUUUUAUAAGCUUAGGGUUAUCUCAACUACCGUUUACCGUUAUGGGAGAGAUCUUCCCUCAUAGUACCAAAGCUUUUGGAUCAGCUCUCGGUUGCUGUUCUGGUUCUGUUUUCGCUUUUGCCGUCACCUUUCUAUUUAGGGUAUUUAUGAACUUGUAUGGCCUAGCAUUUUGUUUCUCUUUGACCAGUUGUUUUGUGUUUUGUGGUAUGCUCUUUAUAUACUUUGUGCUCCCCGAAACGAAAGGAAAGAGUGAAAGUGAAAUUCAACGAAUGUUAAUAAAGUAAAUAUGUCUGCAAAUUAGUGUACAGAUUUUUCAAUAUAAUCGGUACUUGCACCAAAAACAUAUGGAGACGAUGAAUAGGUUGCUUAUAUGAGUCCAUAGUUAAUGAAAUAAAAAUAGACUUACUCAAAA
Messenger RNA from Diabrotica virgifera virgifera (western corn rootworm), 1687 nucleotides. RefSeq names its product facilitated trehalose transporter Tret1. Gene Ontology annotation, cellular component: membrane. The transcript has 2 exons. The coding region runs from base 108 to 1559 and encodes 483 amino acids. Lineage: Eukaryota; Metazoa; Arthropoda; Insecta; Coleoptera; Chrysomelidae. The record is from RefSeq and is a predicted model, not a curated record. Gene Ontology annotation, biological process: transmembrane transport. Gene Ontology annotation, molecular function: transmembrane transporter activity.